AUGGCUAGUUACGAUUGUUAUCCAGUUGAUUCCGCUGCAAAAUCUUCCCGAUCAGGUCGUCAGCGUCACUUUUACGACGAGGUCCAGUUGGAAUUACUGGACGCAGAGUUCGCCAGGGAUUCGUUUCCCAAUCGAGAAGGUCGUCGCCGCAUCGCCCAGUUGAUUGGCGUCUCUGAGAAAUCAAUUAUGUGGUGGUUUCAGAAUCGCCGUCGACGUGACCGUCAACUUGGAUCAUCACGAGCCGCGACAUCAACUCGUGAAACAAAUCGCCAACAUCGUCGAUCAUCGCCUUACGUUUUUCGUCAACGUCGACAAGAUUCUUCCGUCUCACCUCAAGUGCUUCCGAUUCCUACUGGAUUCUUUUUCGAUCCUACAGUCGUCCCAUGCCUGGAGUCAAUCAACUACUCGACGUCUGAGUCUACAUCUCCACAAUCACCAACAGAAUCGCCCCCUCAAUCCGAAUGGGUCGCUGCCAAUUUUCAAAAGGAGAUUCUUAGUCCUCCUCAGUUCAACUGCAAUUACUCUACUACUGCAGAUGGAUCUCACCCGGAACAGCAGCCACAACAGCACCAAGACUAUUCCUCCCACGUUAUGUUAACAUCAACAUAA
Messenger RNA from Daphnia pulex (common water flea), 609 nucleotides. Its product is annotated as homeobox protein ceh-62-like. Lineage: Eukaryota; Metazoa; Arthropoda; Branchiopoda; Diplostraca; Daphniidae. Gene Ontology annotation, molecular function: DNA-binding transcription factor activity, RNA polymerase II-specific; RNA polymerase II cis-regulatory region sequence-specific DNA binding. The coding region runs from base 1 to 609 and encodes 202 amino acids. The transcript has 4 exons. Gene Ontology annotation, biological process: regulation of transcription by RNA polymerase II. The record is from RefSeq and is a predicted model, not a curated record.